AUGCCACAACACCUCUCAGCAACCGCGGCCGCGGCCGCCCGCGCCGCCAUAGACCAAAGAACAAGCGGUGCGUCUCCAAGAAUCCCCGGCCUCGUCUACUGCGCCGUGAACAAGAAGGGAGAAGCCAUAUUCAGCCACGCCUCGGGCAGAACAGCCCUGGGCGGGACGGCGCCAAUGACCCUAGACACGGUGUUCUGGAUGGCCUCGUGCACGAAGCUCAUCACAAGCAUCGCGUGCAUGCAGCUCGUGGAAAGCGGGACGCUGGCCCUGGACGACAGCGAGCAGCUCGAGGCCUUUGCGCCGGAGCUUCGAGACGUCCAGGUCCUUGAGCGCACUGAGGGCCCGGGGGCAGGCGGGUUCCGCCUGGUGCCGAAAGAGCGAAGCAUCACGCUGCGGAUGCUCUUGACACAUACAGCCGGGUUCGGGUACGCAUUCGAAGACUUCAAGCUGCGCGACUGGUCGCUCCCCGUCGGGCUGGACGACUUCUCGGGCCAUGCGAGCGACGUGCUGCAUCGGCCGCUGGUGAACCAGCCCGGCACCAGAUUCCAGUACGGGGUUGGCAUGGACUGGGUGGGUGUGGUUGUUGAGCGGGCCACGGGGAUGUCGCUCGAGGCGUACUUCCAGUCGUUUAUCCUUGGACCACUGGGUAUCAAGAACAUGCGGUUCUUCCCUACGGCUGAAAUGAAGGCGUCUCUGGCUACGAUGCAUUAG
Molecule: messenger RNA, 711 nt
Organism: Aspergillus mulundensis
Lineage: Eukaryota; Fungi; Ascomycota; Eurotiomycetes; Eurotiales; Aspergillaceae
Product: serine hydrolase domain-containing protein
Exons: 2
Coding region: 1-711 (236 amino acids)
Source: RefSeq, a predicted model, not a curated record